Setaria italica (foxtail millet) is the source of this 497-nucleotide messenger RNA. RefSeq lists its product as uncharacterized. The record is from RefSeq and is a predicted model, not a curated record. Bases 10 to 486 code for a protein of 158 amino acids. Lineage: Eukaryota; Viridiplantae; Streptophyta; Magnoliopsida; Poales; Poaceae. The transcript is spliced from 2 exons.
CCUCUCAACAUGCUCCUCUUCGACUACAUCGACAAAGCAGCGGUGCUGGCAGACAGGCUUCAAUUACCCCAUCAGGGGACUGAAGCCUGGUCUGACGAUCGUCAACCCAAGCCAAAGAACAAGGAGGCGCCGAUGAUCAAGGUUGCAGAUUCAUUUGCACGCAUCCUGGAAGACAUACCAGCUGAAGGAACCAAUCAAGACGGUGGGGAAUCUAUCUCCAUCCAGGAGAUGCUGCCAGACCCGACCAGCGACAUCGAAGGCACAGCAUGCGCCGACACCAGCCGCACUGACGGAGCUGUUAAUGACACGGACACGACGUCCGCCGCCGCGAUGCCGAACAACACAGAACGCAGCAGCCCGAUUGACAACACGCUCAUCGGGGCUUUCUUUACCAGGCCGGAGCCAAUCCUCCACAGCGAGGAGCCACCACUGGAGGAGCCGAAUCCGCCGGCGCACAUGGAGUCAGCCAAAUGUCGCCGUCCAUGACGCAUCUUCGA